Penicillium argentinense is the source of this 1374-nucleotide messenger RNA. Its product is annotated as ankyrin repeat domain-containing protein. Lineage: Eukaryota; Fungi; Ascomycota; Eurotiomycetes; Eurotiales; Aspergillaceae. Gene Ontology annotation, molecular function: protein binding. The record is from RefSeq and is a predicted model, not a curated record. The transcript has 3 exons.
UUGACGAGUCGCAACGAGCUAGAUAUCCGCGAAUCGUUACAUCCUUCUCGCGACCAAGAUCUUCCGCUGAGGAAUUCGGAAGUCGACAGAGACAUAGCAAACUUUGUCUCUUAUCAGCUCAAGAACGACGAGAAACUCCAGAGGUGGAAAGCGCACCACGAUGAGUUUGAGGCAAAAUUGACAACAAGUGCACAAGGAGUGUUCAGAUAUGUCGAGUGUCAGUUCAAAGCCAUAAGACGGGUCCGCAACCAGGUCCAGCUUGGCAAAUGUCUAAACACAUUGCCCCGCGACCUCGAUGAGACAUACGAGCGAAUCUUGUGCAACAUCGACGAAGAAUAUGUCGAGGACGUGCGGCGGGUUUUGACUCUGCUUUGCUUCUCCACCCGACCGCUCACGGCUAAUGAGCUCAUCGACGCACACGCUGUUGAUCUCAAUGAGUCGCAGCUUGAUCGUGACGGCCGUUCGUACGAGCAAGAUGACCUUAUCGACAUUUGCCUCGGUCUUAUCGAGAUCGCAGCCCCGGAGGAAGACAACAGACAGAACACCUUGACUGUUCGGAUAGCGCAUUUCUCAGUUCAGGAGUAUCUUCACCCAGAUAUGCCUGGUCUACCUCCUGGAGCCAACUCAUUAGAUAAGUCAAAGCUCACUGAGUUCCCGUUUGCUCAUUUCGCGGCUAUGCAUUGGUUUCAUCAUUAUUCAAUCUCAUCAAGCGAAGCGAAGCCCGCAAUUGAACAACUAGCGUCGAAGCUUUUCAAGGACGAUAUGAAGGCAUUCGUGACAUGGAUACGGUUACAUGACAUGGACCGUCCGUGGGAUAUGAGUGUGGGUUAUAAUCGUCUUGUUACGGAUAUGGCUUUGCCUCUAUACUACGCAGCAUUAUUAGGAUUAGAAUCCGUCCUGAACAGUAUCUUAGCAAUUGCCACCAGGGACAGAGGUUCAUCGGAAACAGUGAAUAUCAAUUCUCGAGGUGGGCGGUACGGCAAUGCCCUCCAGGCCGCAGCAGAUAAAGGUCAUGAGAAGUUGGUGCAGACGCUGUUGGAUCGAGGUGCCGACAUAAAGGCCCAGGGUGGAGUAUAUGGCAAUGCACUUCAGGCAGCAUCAGAGGGAGGGCAUAAGAAGAUUGUGCAGAUGCUGCUGGAUCGAGGGACCGACGUCAACGCCCAGGGUGGAUACUAUGGCAAUGAUCUCCAGGCCGCAUCACACGGAGGCCUUGAAAAUGUGGUGCAGAUGCUGUUGGAUCGUGGUGCCGACGUCAACACCCAGGGUGGAGAGCAUGGCAAUGCACUCCUGGCCGCAGCAGAUGGAGGCCAUAAAAAGCAAGUGCAGAUGCUGCUAGAUCGAGGCGCCGACGUCAACGCCGAUCGUCAGUUAUGA